This is a messenger RNA of Ogataea philodendri, 843 nucleotides long. RefSeq lists its product as uncharacterized. The transcript has 2 exons. The record is from RefSeq and is a predicted model, not a curated record. Lineage: Eukaryota; Fungi; Ascomycota; Pichiomycetes; Pichiales; Pichiaceae. The coding region runs from base 1 to 843 and encodes 280 amino acids.
AUGGAACAGCACAUAAAUAUCACAGGAAGUGGUGGCAAUGGUGGCAACCAGGGCACCAACAAGGAAUCUGUGAUCCAAAGCCAAACCGUUGAAGGUAACGAUACCGUUCUUGUAGUAGAGGAAGUAUGGAUAGAAGAACGAGAUAAGAGACUGGUAGAAUCCGUCAGUCAAGUACCACCAGAACUUCUCCAUGGUCCAUUCCUUUCUCAGGAUACCAAACAUCAAAUAGGUGUACUCGAACAAGUAAGUUCCGUCAAAGUCGUCGUAGAUUCCAUACCAGAACAAGGACAAGGUGAACACCACAUUCUUGUAGAAGAAACUUGGAAUCAUCUCAGCAAUACGUUUGUAAGACCAUCUUCCGUGAACCAGAACCAAUCUUGCCAAAUAUCUGAAUUGACCAAGAGCAUAAUCGGCAGACAUGACGGCUUGAGUACCUUCUUCACCAGCAAUACCAACACCCACGUCGGCAGCUUGGAUCAUGGCAACAUCGUUCGAACCGUCUCCAAUAGCCAAUGUCAUGACAUCAAGAGUAUCCUUGACGAGUUUGACAACGGCAGCCUUUUGAGCAGGAGAAACACGGCAACACAAAACGGCCUUGCACUGCUUACACAGCAGCAAGAACUUGUAUUUGACUUUAUCACUGAGAGCAAUUUUCAAAGCUUCACCAUCAAUGACCACACCAAAGUUUCCAGAUGGAGGAGAGUGGAUCUUCUUUGCCUUAUCAAGUUCGGACAUCGAGCCAUCCAUGUCGAAGUGGUUGUGCAAAUACUUUUCAAUCAGUGCAAGCACCAGUUCGCUCUGGUCACCAUCGAUGUUUUUGAUCUCCUCCUCGGUGAACAGUGA